Eptesicus fuscus (big brown bat) is the source of this 1042-nucleotide messenger RNA. It is a transcript of the gene ABHD14A, whose product is annotated as abhydrolase domain containing 14A. Gene Ontology annotation, cellular component: cytoplasm. The record is from RefSeq and is a predicted model, not a curated record. NCBI's taxonomy places the organism in Eukaryota, Metazoa, Chordata, Mammalia, Chiroptera, Vespertilionidae. Bases 223 to 906 code for a protein of 227 amino acids. The transcript has 5 exons.
UCCCCCUCCCCCAGGCUCCCAGAACUCUCGCAACAAGCUUUGGAGCGAGGAAAACGAAGGUGUUAUUUCUCUCCGCCGUUCACUUAAUUGUGUGGGCUUGGGCCUCCGUUUCCUCAUCUGAAAAAUGGGCCGUGAAAGCCGACAUCAAGAAUUAACGAGACGGUGGUACAAGCCUCCGUGAGCCGGCCCCACACAGCCCUGCUGGGCCUGGGCCUGCUGCUCAUGCUGCUGCUGUACGUGGGGCUGCCAGGCCCCCCGGAGCACGCUUCCUGGCUCUGGGGAGACCCCAACGUCACAGUCCUGGCCGGUCUCACCCCUGGCAACUCCCCCAUCUUUUACCGCGAGGUGCUCCCGCUCCAGCGGGCGCGAAGGGUGGAGGUGGUGCUGCUCCACGGGAAAGCCUUCACCUCGCGCACGUGGGAGCGGCUGGGCACGCUGCAGCUGCUGGCGCACAGGGGCUACCGGGCCGUGGCCCUUGACCUCCCAGGUUUCGGGAACUCAGCACCGGCCAAGGAGGCGAGCACCGAGGCGGGGCGGGCGGAGCUGCUGGCGCGCGCGCUGCGGGGCCUGGAGGUGCGGAACGCGGUGCUGGUGAGCCCCUCGCUGAGCGGCCGCUAUGCCCUGCCCUUCCUGAUGCGGGACCACCCUCAGCUGCGCGGCUUCGUGCCCAUCGCACCCACCGCCACCCAGAACUACACGCGGGAGCAGUUCUGGGCCGUGAAGACCCCGACGCUCAUCCUGUACGGGGAGCUGGACCGCAUCCUGGCGCGGGAGUCCCUGCGGCAGCUCCGCCACCUGCCCCAGCACUCCGUGGUGAAGCUGCGCGACGCGGGGCACGCCUGCUACCUCCACCGGCCCGGGGACUUCCACCGGGCCCUCCUCGCCUUCCUGGACCAGCUGCCUUGAGCUCACCCGCCAGCUCGGAGGGUCUGGACCAACCCCCCGCCAGGAGGGCAGCCCCUGGGAUUGGAGGGCGGAGAGCCAGGCCCAGCCAGGGCCUCUCAUUUUCUCUCUCAGGCACAAUAAAUAAAAGCACUUUUGU